Molecule: messenger RNA, 3285 nt
Organism: Pseudozyma hubeiensis SY62
Lineage: Eukaryota; Fungi; Basidiomycota; Ustilaginomycetes; Ustilaginales; Ustilaginaceae
Exons: 1
Coding region: 1-3285 (1094 amino acids)
Molecular function (GO): microtubule binding
Source: RefSeq, a predicted model, not a curated record
AUGUCCCGAGCUCAUCAACAUUACCCCCAUUAUCCAGUAGCAUCCACAUCUUAUCACCAACCACCCGCCGCCAACGGCCUGCAUCGCAUUCGCACCUCUGCUGAUCGUCGACAAGCUGCUGCUGCUUCAGCCCACCCAGACCUUUCUCACGACAUCUACAUACCCGAGUCGCAGGAAGAGCUCAACAGAAUCAGCAUCGAAUCCCGUCUUCUUCGACCCAGCGGUCCCUCUCACGUCACCAACAUGCGCAACGCGGACCUCACCUCUGCGUCGUCGACCUUCGACACGUAUGACCGUAUCGGACGAGACGACGACGUGCCAUCCACUGGGCCCGCCGUCGGCAGGCCGUCUCGAGUGUCGAACGUGCCUGCCGCAUCGGAUCGUUUACAUCAGCUCGAUGCAGACGAGAGCUUGAUCCCAGGUGUCGGCCGUGGCGUACGCAGCACGAUGCCUUCGCAAACGUCGUAUCAGGAGCGCAUGCGUUCUCUCAACCAACACGCUGCUCACAACCGCUACGAGUCUUCUCCAGCAAGAAGUCCCUAUCGUCCUGGAAAGUAUUCCAGCGUCGGCACACAGGCCAGACAGCCCGUCGCAGCAGCUUCUACAGCAAGGCCUCCGAUGCACCACACUCGAGCCGGCGCGAACACAAUCCCUCGCCAAGCGCAGGUGGAAAGCGAGAGCGAGUCAGAGGGCGAUUCAGCAAGCGACUCUGGCGAUUCAGACGCCAUCAACGUCCGCACAGCUACCUUCAACAGCACUGGCAACCAUCGCAACUUUGCUGCCACACCUGCUGGCCACACUGCCACCAUGACCGCCAACCUUCGCCAGCGUCCGACGCUCGGCCAAGACACACUCGACCGAAUUGAAUUCGACAUCUACACCGACACGGAUGGAGAGCAUCGUCCUCGCAAAGAUCUCAAGCAACAAUCCAGGCCACGCCCCGAUCCCGCCGGCCCCUUCGCUUCACCCCGUGCCGCCAACACUUUUGGAAUGAACGCGGCCGACUAUCAGCAGCACCUGGCAUCUCGGACCCUCACCUCUCCUGCACUGCGCACGCUCAUUGGCGAUCGUUCCAAAAGCCCAGAUAGCCCAACACCAGCGCCGUCCAUCGAUGGCAUCCUUCACGCUGGCCGCAACAACGCUCGAGAGACUCGACGCCAGAAUAAGCACGAGCAGCCUCGAGCUGCGCGCCAAUCCAACGUCUCUGCCAUCAGCGCGUUCGAAGACCUGGCGCGUCGAUUGCAGAAAGAUGUCGAGUCCACUCGCAGAAAUGCAGACGGCAACGGCGAGGAUGUUGACGACGGCAGUGCCUCCAACUCUGGCGGCAGCGGCUUUGGCCCGGGAAGCCAAGCAUCAAGCGCUCGCACUCGUGUUGAACCCGAAGCUGCCUCGAACGCAGCAAAGACUUUCAAUGCGGCACAGUUCAACUCGUACGGCUAUCCCGCUCACCAAAAGACUGCCACCGGCAACGAUGCCACUGCGGCAUGGGGUGUGCGCUUGCCUGACGUGACCGGUCUCACAUCAGCUCUAGGCUCGCCUGUCAAGGCUCGCGAUACAGUCAAGCACAGACCCUUCGACAGCGCUGUUGGCAAUCAGGAAGCGCGUCUCGAGGAGCUGGUCAAUCUUCGCUGCUUUGUCGAUGGCAUUCAGGUCGAACUCGAUCGAGCAGGCGAGCGAAUCUUGAAUCUGGAGCAAGCGCAAGAGCAGCAGAGUCAAGAUUUCCAAGGAUUGCGGUCCGAGAUGCAGACUGCACUCAAGGACGUGCGUGCUCAACAGCCAGCUUCGGACGAGCAGCUCAUGCACUUGAUCUUGCAAAAGCUGCAGGUGUCUGACAAGCAACAGCAGUCUCAGCAGAAGCAGCAAACGCAGAAUGCUUUCGGUGCUGCUUCCGAUGCAAAUAUGCAGGCUCAGAUGGAGCCCCGUGUCAGAGUCGCGGAAAAGCCGGCGAGAGAGACUCGCAAUGCUCAGCAGCAAGAGAGUCGCAGUCAAGUCGAAGUAGUCAACCGACUCUACGCCGAACUCGACCAGUUGCGAACGGCAAUGGAGGAGCAGUACCGCAGCGCAGCAGACAUCGGAACUGCCGAGGCGGAAGUUCGGAGACAAGCUGAUUCGAGACCUCGUCGAGCAGCGUACAGGCAUCAGGACAAUUACCCUUCGGGGCGCGACCCGUGGGAAGCGAUCGAAGCAUUGCGUCUGCAAGUGCUCAGCCUCGCGGACGAGGUCGAAGGUCUCAAUGGCCUCGUGCUCGAACAUCUUGUCGAGCCUGCGCCCACCCAUCGAAAGCGAAAUGCGCGCUCGAGCGCAGCCCGUCAACACCGCUUCGAACACGACCAGGAUGCGCAUGCUGCCUCCGACCCCAUCUACACUCGAGGCGCAACUUCCGCUCGUACGAUUGCCUCCGGUAUCCAUCGCGGUGAUCGAGUCGAGAUCCGCACCGAUCCCAUCGAUCAAGACACGGACGAUCACUACCACCGCCGUCAUCGCCAGCGAUCCAGCCCCGCACGUCAUUCGGACGAAGAGUACGAUCAGACGAUCGACGCUAUCGCCGAGAACCUCCGUCUGUCACGUUCACGUCAGCAGCGUCGUCACACCCCACCAGCAGCGGUUGAGCCGAUCGACGAGCUGUCCGACAACGAGAUCUCGCAGCUCGCGGAGGCACGUGCCUCGCACGCAUCCGCACGACUCUCCACUCGACAGACGCACGAUCCGCACCACUGCACCGUGUGUUCUUCCACGGCCAGAUCGGAAAAGCGAAAGGCAUCUCGACGGGCUAAACUCUUGCAAGCGGAACGACGUCGCGAUGCGGUCGAGUUGGAGGAAUCCAUCCUGCUCGAAACGCUGGAUCCACCCUCUGGACAACGAAGCAGCAUCAAUGCUGAACAAUCGGCGACGCUCAAGCUGAUCCUUCAGGAGCACUGGGAUGAGUUCCUGCAUCAUAGGAUGCUCUACUCGGAACUGGCGGACGAGCUCAAGACGUUAAGUCCGAGCAUGAGUCAGACAAAGAGGAGGAUCUUGGCACAGCACGUGCUGGAAGCGGUCGAGUUGUUGGAGGUCAAAGCGGAUAGGAUCGAGAGGUUGGAGAACGUGUUGAAGGGAUGUAACGUGGUUGUGGGGGGAGGGGAAGGGGUGAAUGACGAGGCGAGGAAGCAUGCUGGUCCUCGACAGGGCGGGAAUAGGUUGAAGCAGGCGAUGGAGUCGUUUGAGAGGAGUACGGGUAGGAGUGCGUCGAGACAGGUGAGCGGGAUGGGUGGUAGGAAUAGCCCGCCGACGACGAUCCAGCUGUAA